Carcharodon carcharias (great white shark) is the source of this 518-nucleotide messenger RNA. Its product is annotated as relaxin-3-like. NCBI's taxonomy places the organism in Eukaryota, Metazoa, Chordata, Chondrichthyes, Lamniformes, Lamnidae. Gene Ontology annotation, cellular component: extracellular region. The coding region runs from base 66 to 518 and encodes 150 amino acids. Gene Ontology annotation, molecular function: hormone activity. The transcript has 2 exons. The record is from RefSeq and is a predicted model, not a curated record.
UCCUCUCCCUGUUCUCUCUUCACUUUUCCAUCCUCAGUUUCACAGGAUAAGAAAGCAGAGCCCACAUGAUGCACAAGUUUUGGUUUAGCCUGGCCCUCUGGCUGUUCAUCUCAGAGUUCCAGCUGGAGACCGAUGCUCGGAAUCCUGUUCUUGGAGUGAAGCUCUGUGGGAGAGAGUUUAUCCGGGCUGUCAUUUUCACCUGUGGAGGUUCCAGAUGGAAAAGGACCAGAAUAAAUACAGCAGAUAUCCCUGAGCCCAUAACCUACUUGGAGCAGACAAUGAACGAUGCUAAUCCCAACGACUGGGAUCUUGCUGAGGAUGUCACCAAUGGUGGACCUCAGAGCUGGGGAGUCCUGCUGGGAUUCGGGAAAGAGGGUCGAAGCAGGAGGAGCAUUUCCGAUGAUGUGUUAGAGGCUUUGAGGAGCAGCGACAGGAAGGGGAGGGAUGUGGUGGUGGGUCUGUCUAAUGCUUGCUGUAAGUGGGGUUGCACCAAGACUGAGAUCAGCUCACUAUGUUAG